Pelobates cultripes (western spadefoot toad) is the source of this 8769-nucleotide messenger RNA. NCBI's taxonomy places the organism in Eukaryota, Metazoa, Chordata, Amphibia, Anura, Pelobatidae. The record is from the annotation of a GenBank genome assembly.
AUGCCGAAUGCCUUAUCCGCGUCCAGUGUGAUAAGAAGUCCUCCAGUCUUAGCAGCAUUCAAGUGGCAUAUAAGGUAAUUAAUUUCCUGGUGUUGUCCGAGCCUUGGCGGCCUCUCACAAACCCAGAUUGGUCGUUAGUUAUCAGAUUAAGCAACAGAGUGGAAAGUCUGUUAGCUAUUGUGGCGGUCACCCUGAUGGGAAGAGGGGUUCCACCACCAGAGAUACAACUUUCUCCCACAAACAUGAGACGAGGCUCUAUGCUGUGGGACAACUGGUUUUAAUGGUGCCACACACGGCCUUUUGUCAAUCCAAUGCAAUGUCAAUGUCAAUCCCCAUGCAAGGGGCACUCCCCACUGGACCUGAGAGUAGACUACAGUAAAAACAAACACACAAUUACAUUGGCUCUCAGUUCCAGGACAAUCCCAUACAAAUAAGAUAAUCCCUCCCCUGUGCCUGGAAGAUAAUUGAGUCAUGAACUGUAUAAUUUUUAGUGCUUUUGUCCUAUAUCUUGCGGUUAAGGGGAAUGUCACGUCAUUGGUGAAAGUGGUAUCUUUGUCGCAGUCAAGUAUGAAGUUGGUAUCUCACCCCACUACAACCUCCCCAAAUUUAUACAGGUCGGUUAUAAUAAAAAUCAUGGCCAUCAUGGGGUCAUAGAUAUUUAGCAGAGUGUAGGGAGUGUUGUUAAUAUAACAUUGUAAAAGUCCCUCUUUAUCACAUUUUUUCUGCACCAGGGAGAAUGCCACUUGUUUGCUAACCAAAAUGGAAACACCCCUUUUUUGUUUUGGAGCAGAGGUGGUGGUCUAUAGGGUAAAAGGAGGAGUUAAAUUUACGGCGGGCUCCCCACUUGAAGUGGGCCUCUUUAUAAAAGACGACAUACGCAUGGCUUUUUUUCCCACUGAAAGAGCCAACCUGCGCUUGUGGGGCGAAUUGAGCCCUUUAACAUGUAGUGAAAAGAUUUUAAGACUCAUGAUGCUAGGUGAUAAGGUACUGCAAUGGAGAUUGCUCCAUGGUGCAAAUGCAAAAUGAACACAUGGCCUUUAGUCACAAAAUUAAACAACCCCAAGGGUUACACGUCCUCCCAAUCAUUUCCCUCAGCUGGCCAUCAGACCCCACCCGUCAAAUACAAUAUAUGUGAAGGCGUGAUUCCUGGCAGAUUCCUGGCAUUCCUGUGAAUAUUAUUGGCAACUACACCCUAGACUUGCAGGAAAGUGGGGACUCUAUGACAAAUGUGUGGGUUUGCCAUGAUGGCUCUUGCACUGUUCACCUUCCCGACCUCGGGUCCACAAGAAAGGCUCCUGACCUUUCUAUUUCAGCCCCGACAAUAAGUCACAUCGUGUUGACAGUACGUAUCCUGUGCACUGGUGUAGUUGAAAAUAAAAAUUUGGUUAAUAAUAUUUUAAGCAAACAGGUACUUAAUAUAGUAUAAUGCAACAAUGCAGUGCUUGUUGCGAGUAAAAGUAAAACAUGUUCAGCAUUAAAAUUUCCUUGCUGGAAAUAUGGCACAUUAUAUUUUUAUAAACCCAACCCACUUUGCUCCAUCUGUUAAUACAUUUUAAAACCAAAUGCACCGUUCAUUUGUGCUGCAAAAAAACGAACAGUUGAGCCGGUUUGAUUUUGAAGAUUUUGCACUUUAUAUUUGAUCAAACCCUGCUCACUCUGCAUCCCAUCUUAUUAAAUUUUAAAAACAAAUAUGCCAUUUGUUUGUGCUAAUUUGUGCUGUAAAAAUAAGUGUUUGGAUGGUCUGUGUCCAUGUGUGCUUACGUAUGUAUGUCAGUACUUGCACAGCUGGAUUAAGGUUGCCCAGAGCCGUAGGCAAGAUGCCAGAUUAGGACCCUUCGUAGAGCCUUGGGCUCUGUUCUGCAGAUACAAGUGUAUGUGUGGUUGAGUGUUGUGUGUAGGAGCUUGUAGUAGCUGAGUGUUGUGUGUAGUGGUGGCUGGGUGUGCUUGUUUAUGCUGGUUGAAUAUUAUGAGUGUGUUGUGGCUUAAUUUUGUGUGUGGAUAGGUCUAUUUGGCUCAGGGUUGUGUGAAUGUGUUGGAAAAGGAAGUUGCGUGUGUGUGGGUAAGUUUUUCAUUUGCUCUCUCCAGCAUGUGUGGGUCUGUGCCUGUCUGUGUGUGUGUUUGUGCCCGUGUGUGCUUGUGGAUGUCGGUUUGUGUGUCUCUGCUUAUCUGUGUCUAUGUGAGUGUAACUGUGAGUGUACCAAAUGAUGUGUUAAGCAGUGGAAAUGGGAUGGUUAGAGGUGAAUUUUGUUGGGGAUUUGCGCCUAGGACAAUUAACGUCAAAUUAACUAUAUAUGCAAUUGAUUCUUACUUGCAUAGUAGAUUUGCAGUGCCUGAUUUCCAUCAUGAGCAUCUGUGUGCCCAAAAUUCUCAAGAGUCCCCAAACCUCCACUUUCAAACAAAAAAAUAAAUAAAAUUUUGACUGUUUAAACAUUAUGCUAAAAAUGUUGUGUGUGUGUGUGUGUAUAUAUAUAUUGGGGGCACUGUUUUAUUUUAGGUGACUUUGCUGAACACAAAUAUUAGUGUUUCAAAACAGUAAAACGUAUCACAACAAUUACAUAUUCAGUGAAAGUGCCGUUUGUGUCUGAAAAAAUGCAAAAAAGUCACUUUCACUGACAAUAUCAUCGCUGUGAUAUGUUUUAUUGUUUUAAAACACUAAUAUUUGUAUUCAGUGAAGUCUCCAGAGUAAAACAGGUUUUAGGAUGUCAUAGAAAGUUACAGGGUUAAAUAUAGUGCUAGCAAAUUAAAUUCCCUGGACUUUCGGCCUGGGUUGUCAGGCAGGUCCCUCAAAUUGCAAUCAAUAAAAUUACUUAAUUAUGUAAAAAUAUUACAUAAAUAUGCAAGUAGAAUUUAAAUAUAUACACAUAUUUAUAUAUCUGAAGUCUACGUGUAUACUUAUGAAAUUAUUUAUGUAAUUUUGUAUAUGAAUAUAUAUAUUUUGUAUUAUUUCUUUUUAUUUAUAUAUACAUAUAUAUAUAUAUAUAUAUAGAUAGAGAUAUAUAUAAUUUAAUUCUAAGUGUUUUUUGAUAUAAAUAAAUAUAUAUUAAUAUCAAAAUACAGUUACAAUAACAUAUUAUAUAUAUAUAUAUAUAUAAAAUUAAAAAAAAAUAUUUAAACUUUUUUUAUUUACUUAUUAUUUGUAUUUUACAAUAUGUGUGUGUAUAUAUAUAUAUAUAUACACAAUAUAUAGUUAUUAUAUAUAUAUAUAUUAUAUAUAUGUGUGUAAUUUAAUUAUAAGUGUAUUUUUAUAUUAAUAUGUGUAUAUAAUAAUAUAAAUAUACACUUAGUAUGACAUUAUAUAUAUAUAUAUAUAUAUAUAUAUAUAUAUAUAAGAUAUAUAGACAAAUAUUAUUUAGAUAUAAUAUAUAUAUAUAUAUUUAUACACACACACACACACAUAUAUUAUUAUAUUUUUAUUUAUUAACACAUUUUUUUAUUUUACACAUGCAGGGAGACUGCCUGUCAGCACAGGCAGUCCCCCUGCAGGCAGAUACACAGGCACCUGUUGCGGCCAUGUGACCGCUCUGUUAGAGCGAUCACAUGGCCGGGGGAUCCUAAUUCGCUGAGGGGGGACUGCCAGGCAGUCCCUCCUCACCAGGAGCAACGCCGAUCGCUGCCAGGGGAACUGCAGUGAUCGGGUAAGUAAAUAUUACCGUUAUGACAUUUCAGGACCGUCAUCGGUCAAUGGUAUUUUUCCGGUCCUGAACCGUCAGCAGUAGUAAAGGGGUUAAAGGAAUACUUUAAGCACCAUAACCACUACAAAAUGCUGUCUUGUUUGUUUUAGAUUGUAAGCUCGUUUAUACACUGCCCACCUCACCUUCUGAUCUCAUAUAUCGAACAUGCUUUGUUAGAAUUAUUUACCAGUAACAGAGAAAGUGCAGCAAUAUAUGUUAGCGCUAUAUAAAUCAUUGUAAUUGUUUUAAAUUAUUUUUACUAGUGCCAUUUCUAAUUCCUUUCAAUAGGUGUAAUUUUAAUUUGUUAUAUAAAUGUGUAUGUCUCUCUUUAAUAUACUAAUUAUGUUAUCAGUUUUAAUCACAACAAUAUUAUAUCUUUUAUAAUGUCUUAUACUAUAUUUUUAUCAUUGAUAGAUUUUUUUACAUAUAGAUGUAUGUGUUUUGCGUCUAUAUAUACAUAUAUAUAUAUUUUAUAUGCACAUCCUGCAUUACUGAAAUUUAACAUCUUGUUAUUAUUUGUACCAUAUAUCCAUUGCAUCUCCAUUGUUCCUAUUUAAUUUUGAGAUAUAUAUAUAUAUAUAUAUAUAUGGUUGCACUUUAUUUGUUUUUCCUAUUCUGCAUAUGUUAUAUUGACAAAUGGUUUCUAUGCCACAAUCUAUGACUGUAUACUACAUAUUUUGAAAAAUGUUAACUCAGUCUGGUGCUACAUAUUUUCAGUGUCUUCUAUGAUAUAUUUUUAACAUCUACUCUUUUUUUUCUCCCCCUCAACAACAAAAUGCUAUUGUACUAUCUUGUAUUUUUUAUUUGUGAGUUAAACAUCUGUAUUUCCUGCUUAUUUUUUUAUUGUUUUUUUAUUGAUUAGACAUACAUAUUGCCAAAGCUGUUUGUAUUAUACAUCAUUGCAUGGCUAUUUUUUAAAUUGUUUUAAACCACCAAUACAUCACUGCAUUCAGAUGAAAAGUUGAUUCCUUGUUUAUUUUCAAGAGGUUGGACUAUGUAUUUGUAAUUAGUGGCAACACUUGAGGGCGGAACUAUUAUUGCCCAUAUAUGUUCCCCCAUUGCUAGUCGAGACUAUAUCACUUAUGUACUGAAGGAGCCGGAAGGCGAAACGCGUCCACGUAAGCACGCACUGACGUCACUAAGGUGGGCGACACCUACAAACCCCGCGACCGGACAAAAUUUUCCCCGGCUUAUCGGCUCAUCGGGACCACAGCUGAGGGACACGGACACAGCCAGAAUUACCUCCGGACUCAUAUUAUUGCACAAUCCGGUAGGAUUUCUGAGACUAUUCCUGCAGACUGCUGCAAUCGUCUGGACAUUUGACAUAUAGCGCUUGUGAGUAGAGGAGCCUCUGUGCCAGCAUAAAUCUCACCAACUUACACACUGUACGCAGCAUCUAACCAUUUCUUAUCAUAUUUUGAUAUACUGCAUGAUUAUUAUUGUAUUUUCUCUUUGCAUGCUAUUGAGAAUCUACUGCAACUUAUAGGUAUAUAUUUUAAAUAAUUUUUCUUUUCCACAUAAGGUCUAUUGGCAGGUUUCUCUGCCAUUUUGCGCUCCACUUAUUUUACACUUUUAAUAUUAUAAAAGUGGAAAUUGUAAAUUAUUUAUUUUAAAUGGUUUAUUUUUAUAAAAUGUUUUGUGCAUUUUUCUCUUUGUUUUUCCUUUAUUUCCUUGGUUUGAAUAAUGAGCAAAUGGUAUACAUUAUUAAAUAAUCUCUAUGGAUGUUCAAAGUUUCUGGUUUAAAUGGAAAGAUUUGCAAUUUUCUUCAUUUUAAAGCUAUAAUUUAGUGAAUAUUCCCCCUUGACAGUUUUAAUUUGGAACUGAGAGUAUUUUGCAUAAAGUUCCUUAGUAGAACCAAUGACUUUACAGGAUUUUCGAACUUUUUGAGCUGUGCACGCCCAUAUAGUGGGUCAGAGUUGGGCAGAUCUGAGGAAGCCGAUACACUUGUCGAAGCGCGUCAUUACGUCACAGAACGUUAGACGUCAACAAUUUAUACAUUGCUUGCAACAUGCAGAUACUCCAUACAUCAGUAUUUAAGCAGUAUACACAGAAAAACAUUAAAAGUAUCUCAGAAUCCUGUAAAAAAUGGUCACAUAUCAUGGCUACAUUAAAAAUGUUUCAGAUACUCUGGAAAGUAUUCUUUUGUAAAUGGUAUGCAUUUAUUGAAAAAUUUCUGAACCGAUCAAAUCCCCCAAAAUAAGUUGUAGAUCUAGCAUACAAAUAUGUCGUAAUUCCAAGUUUGAAACCUGAUAUGUUUUCACACCCAAAGUGUAAAAUGAGAAUUGUCAGUGACUCAAAGUGAAUUCAAAUUUAAGAUAAAAAAAAAUUCAGAUUAGCUUUGUUAUGAGUUUGGCUAUUUUUGUCUAAAAUUAGAAAUUCUCUUUGAAUUCCCACUUUAGUGAAUAACCCUCAAAGUGUUUGGAUAAGCAGAUCAUCUGCCAAUUAUCUAGUGAUGUCAUGCUGCAUUUGUUACGUCAUUGUUUGACUCACUGAUUAUGCUGAAUCAACUCACUAGUGUAUUUGGAGGCUUUGAGAAAGGUACUCUACUCACUGGUGCAGCAUUUGUAUUCAAAGAAUUUGAAAAUUUUAAUUUCUUCUUGUUUUGCAAUGCCAUUACUGAAAGUAAGUAAUCUCAUUUUAUUAUGAACUCAAAAUUAUUAAAUGAAAAUAUAUAUUUUUUUAAAUGGUACUUAAUUAUAAAAUUUAACUGGUUACAAGGAUAAUUGUUAUUUUGAAAAGUGGUGGGCAAAAGUAAUAUAAUCGUUUUUCACAGAGGGACAGUCCAAUUUUUAGACACAACAAUUAAUAUUAGUGUUCUAUGCCAUUUGAUGUCAGUAGUAAUGGAACGGAGGUGGUGGACAAUACCUGCUGGUCUCCAGGUGCAUAUUCAAACAAUACUAAAACAGUUUGACUACAUACAGUGGAGGGGAGCGGGGUGAGAGGAGAGGUACCAUAAUCGAUACAGCAUGUUGCAGUGGUUAUGGUGCUUGGUGUGUUCCUUUGAUGGAGUUACUUCUUUGCAAAGUGAAUGCUGGGACUGGAUGCAGUUAACAUUUUAUUAAGUCUCUUCUCUCAUAUAUAGAAUUGUCAGAUACUCUGUUUUCUUUUAUUGUCUCACAUGUAAAUUGAAGUAUCCUGAAAAAGUUUUUAUUUCCAUGUAUAGGGAAAAAAACUUUCAAAAUUGAACCAAAAAAACACUUGGAAAUCGCAAGUGAAGAAUGAGAAAGACAUGCAAACUGAAGAAAUACUACUGAAAGGACAGGUAACACCUUUAAUAAUAUGGAAAGCAAAAUCAUUUGCCACUUGAUUUACUAUGCAGAGUAAAUAGCCGUGCCAAGCUUUCAGUUUCCCUCCCUGGGAGCUGCAUACCAAAUCUUUCUCAAUUUAAUUUUAUGAACUUCUAAUCUAGAUCAUCAUUAUUACAUUUCUAUAUACCAUACUAAAUGUUUUAUUUUCAGAUUAAACUUUCAGAAGAGGAAGAAAUUGCAGCUGAAGUACAAACAGACAGAAAAAUCCUUGUGGACCAGGUAAUUGUAAUUCAAAUAAUAUUGUAUACUCAUGCUCUUCGAGUCUUGCAUAGAUUUUUGCUCUUCAUAUAUUUACAUCAUGAGCAUCUGUAGGUCCAGUAUAUUCAAUCACCACCAAUCUUCACUUCCCAUUCAAACUAAAAAACAAACAAAAAAACAAGGCAACUUGACUAUUCAAAUGUGUAAAUUUGUGUUGUUGUGUGUGUAUAUAUAUAUAUAUAUACACAUAUAUAGUAUGUAUGUAUAUCUGAGUGCAAAUGUGUCACAGUUUAUGUAUAUGUCUGAAUGCAUGUAUGUGUAUGUCUACAUGUGUGCAUGUUUAUAGUGUGUGUGUGUGUGUGUGUGCACGCAGUGUACGUGUUUAACAGUGUGGCUAGCAGCAUGAGUAGCAGUGUGUGUAGCAGCAGCGUGUUGUAGUAAUGUCUGUUUGUGUUUAGUGUGGGUAGCAGUAUACGUCUGUGUCAAUAAGAGCAUGUGUGUGCUAGUUUGUUUAGAAGUGUAUGAAUAGUGUGUGUGUGUGCGCAAGCCAAAAUAUGUUCUAAUAAUGUGUGUGUCAGUGUGGCUUUGUGUGCCUGUCAUGCAUUUCUGAGUUGGCCAUUCUGGUCCCAGUCCUCUCUCUAACUCUGCAGGACAUGUUUAUAUUCAGUCUGAGGGGGCGGGGCCAAGCACAAAUCACUGUGUUCAGUCUGAGGGGGCGAGCCAUGCAGGGAUCACUGUGUUCCGUCAGAGGGGGCGGGGCCAUCAGAAUGCAUACAGAGAUCAUACAGCAGCCUCUGUUCUAGUCAACAAACACAGCAGGAGCCCCCAUCAGACAUGGGACUGUGUGCAGCUUCCCACUGUGCCUAAUAGGAAAUCAGACCCUGGCUCAGGAUAUAUUUUUGAUAUUGAUAUUAUUUGAAGUCAUUGAAUUGACUCUCUUCUUUUCUUUUCAUAGUCUAUUCUGUGCAAUGUGGUGACAAUAACCGAAGAUUAUUCAGAGUCAACAGGGGAGACAUACAGUGCUCCUAAAGAGGUAACAGACUAAACAGUAUUUAUAGUUUACUAAUUAGAUUAAAAGAACACCCCCACCCCCAUAACAAAUUCAGCUAAUUAUUUUGUGAGUGUCCGGGGAUACACUUUCUCUCAAUGGGCAGUCAGUGAUAGGCUAAAAGUGACAGCUGACUCUCAGUCUAUAACUUGCUGUCUGGCGAAACAUUCUUCAUUCUGUGGAGGGAAUGAGGAUGAAAGCUGGGCAGCAGAGGUUUCAGGGGCACAUGCUUGAAUUUCAGGGUUAAAACAUUGCAAAACGGUUGAUUCCUGAAUGUAAGAAGGCACCUGGACUUUCUUAAACCCAUACCUUCAAUGAGCAGAAGAAGAGGAGGGUGGUAGGAUCCCUUUAAUUUUUAGAACACAGUGGUAGAGAUGUUAAUGCUAAUAUUUUGUGUUUACUUUGUUAGAUUUUGUCAAAGGAAAAAGAUGUUAAUGAAAGCAGAAGCUUUCUGUAUAAAAUGUUCUGGUGCUGCUCUAACUGCUACAAGAACACUGAUGAAGAAAUCGCCGUCCCCAUUGCAGUGAAAACCGUGGAAGAAUAG